CAAUGCAGGAUGCAGUCUGCAUACACCAGCGGCAGGAUGGGCCGCAGCGAGGAGCUCAGCGACUUCCAGCGGGGCACCGUGGUCGGCUGUCACCUGUGUAAGAAGUCUGUCCGGGAGAUCUCCGCCCUGUUAAACCUGCCGAGGUCCACCGUCAGUGCUGUCAUCCUCAAGUGGAAACGCGGAGGAAUAACGACGGCUCUGCCCCGGAGCGGCCGGCCGCACAAGCUCAAGGAGGAGGACCGCCAAGUGCUGGAGCGGGUGGCGCUGGAGAACUGUCUGCCGUCGGUGGAGGCUCUCACCGCCGAGUUUCAGACCGCCUCCGGGGCCAACGUGAGCCCCAGGACCGUCCGCAGGGAGCUGCAUGAGAUGGGCUUCCGCGGCCGAGUGUCCACGUACAACAAGCCUAAAGGAGGGGAAAGAGCAGAGAAGAAGCAGGCAGCAACAAGUCAAGAAGACCCGAAGGUGGACGUGUCUCAUCUGGACCUGCGUGUUGGACGUAUAAUCACGACUAUGCAGCUUCCAGAGACGGACGGUCUGUUGGUGCAGCAGGUCGACGUGGGAGAAGAUUCUCCCAGGACGGUGGUCAGCGAACUGGCUAAGCACAUUUCUCUGGAUCAGCUGCAGAACCGCAUGGCAGUCCUGCUGUGUAAUCUGAAGCCGGCCAAGACGAGAGGAGUGCUGUCCCAGGCCGUGCUCCUGUGUGCCAGCUCACCAGAGAAAGUCGAAAUCCUUGAGCCUCCGAGUGGAGCUGCACCAGGGGACAGAGUCACUUUCCAGGGCUUCCCAGGUGAGCCAGACAAAGAGCUGAACCCCAAAAAGAAGGUGUGGGAGCAGAUUCAGCCGGACCUAAGCAUGGACAGCCAGUGUGUGGCCACCUACAAAGGAGCGGCCUUUGAAGUUGCUGGCAAGGGAGUGUGCAAAGCUCAAACAAUGAGCAACUGUGAAAUCAAAUGAACUAACAGAGCUGCUAGAAAUAGCUUAGUGCAAAUCCCUGCAGCCAGACAGGAUCCAAAAUGUUGUGAAAAGCUCUUCCCAGAGGGGCAGAGGCCAUCGUAGCAGCAUAUUAAUGCCCCUGGUUCAACAAUCACAUGGGUGGUAUGUUUGAGAGUUCACAUACUUUGGUCCUGUAAGAAAGGAAAGUGAGAGUGAGGAGUAUGUUGCCCUCUGUUGGACGGACUCGAACAUUACUGAUACAGUUUCACUGAAAACUGAAGUUCUAUAUUUGGCCAAAGGAGGGCCCUUCAGUAUAUAUGAUGACAAUGUACAGUAUGUGUGUGGUGAGGAUGUGCAGCACACAGUUAUAUCCAGCAUGAUGGGAAAGAAAACAGAAACUCUUACAAAGAAUCCCUUUUUGUUGGGGAAUAUCUAAUAAGACAUCAGUGUUUUCCCAUGAUGCCACAUUUCUCAGUUCCAGUGAACAGAGGAUGAAACACAACAGUGUAGAAGUUCCAUUGAAAAAGAAGCAGUUUUACUUUCUUUUGUCAGUAUGGCUAUACAUUGGAAAUGAAUAGGGGGAUUACUUUAAAAUGAGUCCCCCUCCUCUCAGAAAUGUAUUUUUCUUAUGUUUGUGUCCUCUUAAAUGUCCAUUUCUUGACUACACUGACUGUACCAGUGCAAUAGAGAGCUCUGUCUUCUCACAUUCAUCUACUGAAGGAGGAGAGAUCUGUGCAGCAUAUGCCAGACAAGCUAGAUUAGGAACUUGGAAAUCCAAUACAAAGCAUAAAAAACCUCCAGCAAAGACCAGACUUGUCAUUACAGAGCGAAGACACACUGUAACAUCGUAGCAGAUAUUAUUUUAUGUUUCACAGCCACUAACGAUGUAUUAGCCAUGGCCAGUUACAGCAUACACAAAAAAAGAUACUAAGUACACGCACUAUUCUGAUACGUCACUAGUUGCUGUUUUAGAUGCACAACGAGUCUGGACUUCACAUCUGAGUCUGGAGGCUCAGACGUGUUUGGUUGAAUCUUGUCGAUAUUUUUUUCGCCAUCUUGACACACACCGCCGAUCCACCAGUCAACCUAUAGAAAGCAGCGUUGAUGGGCGGGGCUCGAGGCCAGAUCCAGAAUUUCUCAAUGAGGAUAAAAGAGAAGAUUUGCUUUCAGCCCCUCAUAGUUCUUUCUUUUUACUUUUUAAUCAAAAAUAAAUCACAGCAGAGUAUUUUUACAUAAAUUCCUGUAGGGGGACUUUAAAUAUGUUAAUACGAAACAGCUGCAUAAGGCCAAUCUCUGGGCUUCUUCAGUCUAAGUUUGAUGCAAAAAUAUUUUUUUUACAUUCAUAAAUAGGCUGUCAAAGUUUUAUUUGAGU
This is a messenger RNA of Centropristis striata (black sea bass), 2305 nucleotides long. Its product is annotated as aminoacyl tRNA synthase complex-interacting multifunctional protein 1-like. NCBI's taxonomy places the organism in Eukaryota, Metazoa, Chordata, Actinopteri, Perciformes, Serranidae. The transcript is spliced from 4 exons. Gene Ontology annotation, molecular function: tRNA binding. The record is from RefSeq and is a predicted model, not a curated record. Bases 10 to 954 code for a protein of 314 amino acids.